This is a messenger RNA of Anopheles coustani, 813 nucleotides long. RefSeq names its product small ribosomal subunit protein uS13 (gene RpS18). The coding region runs from base 108 to 566 and encodes 152 amino acids. The transcript is spliced from 2 exons. Gene Ontology annotation, molecular function: structural constituent of ribosome; RNA binding. The record is from RefSeq and is a predicted model, not a curated record. Gene Ontology annotation, cellular component: cytosol; small ribosomal subunit; ribosome. Gene Ontology annotation, biological process: translation. Lineage: Eukaryota; Metazoa; Arthropoda; Insecta; Diptera; Culicidae.
UGUCAAACUAAUGUCAAUUUUCCGGAAGCUAGUUUUCGCUCUUUUUCCGGUAAAUUUCAGCCGAUUGCAGUGGACGUUCUCAGACCGCUACACAAAUUAUAUCGAAAAUGUCGCUCGUGAUUCCUGAAAAGUUCCAGCACAUUUUGCGUGUUCUCAGUACUAACAUUGAUGGAAAACGCACUGUCCCAAUUGCAUUGACGGCCAUCAAGGGAGUCGGUCGUCGCUACGCUCAUGUCGUGCUGAAGAAAGCUGAUGUCGAUCCGUUCAAACGUGCUGGUGAGUGCUCUGAUGAAGAGGUCGAGAAGAUUAUUACCAUCAUCUCGAACCCACGGCACUACAAGAUCCCCGACUGGUUCCUAAACAGACAGAAGGACAUCAUUGACGGAAAGUACAUGCAGCUGACUUCAUCGAACAUUGAUUCGAAACUGCGUGAGGAUUUGGAGCGCCUGAAGCGAAUCCACGCUCACCGUGGUAUGCGUCACUACUGGGGACUGCGUGUCCGUGGCCAGCACACGAAAACAACCGGUCGUCGCGGUCGUACUGUCGGUGUGUCCAAGAAGAAGUAAGCAACAGAGCUUACUCAUGCACAUUUCUCCAUCAUGCGUGUAUUAUAUCGUACCAAAAGCAAGAAAGGAAAAAAGAAAUUCCCGGAACUGUUGCUGAUGGGUUUCGAUGUGCAAGGAUACGAAAGAUGCAAGAACAUUCGUGAAAGUGUGGCGUGAGAAGAACUGUUUGACGAUGGUAUUCAAGCAUCUCGUGUAUUUGUGGUGGUGCUUAAAGCUGUCCAAUAAAUAGUUCUGUUGUGAAAAGGAA